This is a messenger RNA of Chanos chanos (milkfish), 1956 nucleotides long. RefSeq names its product intraflagellar transport 70 (gene ift70). The coding region runs from base 1 to 1956 and encodes 651 amino acids. Gene Ontology annotation, molecular function: intraciliary transport particle B binding; protein binding. The transcript is spliced from 19 exons. The record is from RefSeq and is a predicted model, not a curated record. Gene Ontology annotation, cellular component: intraciliary transport particle B; axonemal microtubule. Gene Ontology annotation, biological process: intraciliary transport. Lineage: Eukaryota; Metazoa; Chordata; Actinopteri; Gonorynchiformes; Chanidae.
AUGACUUUAACGACGAUUAAGGACGGAGAAUACACGUCAACGGUAUACAAACUGAUCAAAGAUGCCCGUUAUGUAGACGCUAUCCAGAUUCUAAGCAAUGAACUUCAAAAGCACAUGAAAUCCAGGGCUGCUCUCUCGCUCCUGGGUUUUUGCUUUUACCACGUCCAGGAUUUCACCAGUGCAGCUGACUGUUAUGAGCAGUUGAUUCAGCUUCACCCGGAGGUGGAGGAGUACAAGCUAUACUACGCCCAGUCACUGUAUGGAGCCUGUGCUUUCCCAGAGGCUAUGAAAGCCACGUUCCUCCUGGACAAUCCAACCAGUCACACAAAGAUGAUUAAACUGCAAGCUGCCAUCAAAUAUGGAGAGGAGGAGCUGGCCGGAGCAAAAACCCUGGUGGAGCAGUUGCCUCAGGAUGACCCUGACUAUGAUGUGGACAUGGGCUGUCUGCUCUAUAAAGAGGGAGAGUAUGAGGAGGCGUGCAAAAAGUUUGUCUCUUCCAUGCAAAUACUGGGUUAUCAGCCAGAUUUGGCCUACAACAUUGCCCUGUGUCACUACAGUCUAAAACAGUACUCCCUAGCGCUCAAAUACAUCGGGGAAAUUAUUGACCGAGGAAUCAGAGAGCAUCCAGAACUUGGUGUCGGCAUGGCAACAGAGGGCUUGGAUGUCAGGAGUGUUGGGAAUACACUUGUGCUUCAUGAAACAGCUUUGAUUGAGGCAUUUAAUUUGAAGGCAGCUAUUGAAUACCAGCUGAAAAACUAUGACAGCGCCAAAGACGCCCUGACAGACAUGCCCCCGAGAUCAGAGGAGGAGCUGGACCCAGUAACCCUGCAUAACCAGGCUCUUAUGAACAUGGACACUAAGCCUACAGAGGGCUUUGAGAAGCUGGCCUUCCUCCUCCAGCAAAGCCCCUUCCCCCCGGUCACCUUCGGCAACCUGCUGCUACUCUACUGCAAAUAUGAGUACUUUGACCUUGCUGCAGAUGUUCUAGCUGAAAACGCUCACCUAACUUACAAGUUUCUCUCUCCGUAUCUCUAUGAGUUCCUGGAUGCCAUGCUGACCUGUCAGACAGCACCAGAGGAGGCCUUCCGAAAGUUUGACGAAAUUGCCGGGAAACUGACUGAGCAGCUACGCAAAGUCACCAAACAGGUGCAGGAAUCGCGGCAUAACCGGGAUGACGAGACAUUGAAGAGGUCUGUCCAAGACUACGACGAGAUUGUGGAGAGGUACAUCCCUGUGCUGAUGGCCCAAGCCAAAAUCUACUGGAACCGGGAGAACUAUCAGAUGGUGGAGAAGAUCUUCCGAAAGUCGGUGGAGUUCUGUAAUGAGCAUGACACGUGGAAGCUAAACGUGGCACACGUGCUGUUCAUGCAAGAGAACAAAUAUAAAGAAGCCAUCGGAUUCUACGAGCCCAUCGUUAAAAAACACUACGACAACAUUCUCAACGUCAGCGCCAUAGUCCUGGCCAACCUGUGUGUGUCCUACAUCAUGACCAGCCAGAACGAGGAGGCUGAGGAGCUGAUGAGGAAAAUAGAGAAGGAGGAGGAGCAGCUCUCUUACGAUGAUCCCGAGAAGAAAGUUUUCCAUCUCUGCAUCGUGAACCUCGUGAUAGGGACAUUGUACUGCGCCAAAGGGAAUUAUGACUUCGGUAUCUCACGGGUGAUCAAGAGCCUGGAGCCCUACAGCAAAAAGCUUGGAACGGACACAUGGUUCUACGCCAAGAGAUGCUUUCUCUCUCUGCUGGAGAACAUGUCCAAACACAUGAUAAUGCUGAGGGACUCGGUGGUGCAGGACUGUAUCCAGUUUCUGGAGCAUUGUGAGCUCCAUGGGAAGACUGUACCUGCUGUCAUAGAGCAGCCUCUGGAGGAGGACCGCAUGCACAUUGGCAAGAACACGGUCACAUAUGAGUCUCGCAUGCUCAAAGCACUUUUCUAUGAAGUGACUGGGUGGAAUGAGUAA